AUGUCGACAGGUCUGUCCCAGAACGAUGGGUGGACGUUCACAGCCCCAUAUCGCGGACCGCCCCAACGACAAGUUCCCGCGCAGCCACCCUCCACAAUCACCCAGCUGAGCAACCCAACGCCAGAAUUGACCGCACUGAUCAACCGCCUGAACGCGGCGACAGAUAUUCCACAACAUCAGAGAGAUCAAUUCGCCAUUUUGGAUCUGUGGGAUGCAUUACGGUCUGCACACUGGACUGCUGUCCGCAUGCGCGAAUGCAGUCUCGCCGAAGUUUCAUGGCCCACCUUCGUCACCCGCUCAUUUGGGGAUCGCACCGAUGAAGUCCUCAAGUUGAUAUAUCAUCAACAGUACGAAGAGAUGGCCCGGAGAGAUUGGAAAGCACUUGUGCGCUUUUAUCGUGUCCAACGCUCCCUUAACCUCAGCCCGCCCGCAGUCUUUCUCCAUCUCGGUCGCCAAGUUGCAACGUCUGCAAGCUCUCUCAAGGUCUUGUGCAAACUUCUGGACAACCCAUCCCGACUCAACUAUCCAGCGAGCGACGUCAUCGAUACUAUCAAGAAGGCCAUCGCUGCCAAAGAACUCGACGGCUCCGAGCCCGCUGAACUGGACCACCAAUCAUUGAUUGCCGCAAGUAGAGAGCUUCGCAGAAUCAGACGUACCAAUCCCGCGGCCGAAGACGACGUCAAUCGAGUGGCGACCGAGCUGAACAACCUGGCUAUUCAUGGUUCUACUUCCACGGCCCAACCAGAAGACAAC
This is a messenger RNA of Colletotrichum gloeosporioides, 753 nucleotides long. RefSeq lists its product as uncharacterized. The record is from RefSeq and is a predicted model, not a curated record. The annotation marks the transcript as partial. The transcript is spliced from 2 exons. NCBI's taxonomy places the organism in Eukaryota, Fungi, Ascomycota, Sordariomycetes, Glomerellales, Glomerellaceae.